AAGAUAUUUGGUUACUCUGUCAAGGAUAUAGAACGAGGGAACCACUCCCAGCCAACUCUCAUGCUGGCUGUCCCUGGGAUAGCGACGACCGCAUCCCUCAUUGCGGCAAGUACAGCGAUGUAUAUCGCAUUGCCAUUUCUAGUAGAGCUAGUUUGAUCUCAGGCAGAAUUAGCAUUGUUCUCCAUUGCCGGACAGGUUCGCUGUCCUCUCUUGAGUCAGAAUUCCUGUGCUUUCUGAGUAGCAAACUGAGGCGUGGUAAAAGACUAGAUAGGGACCAUCUCUUCAACGCGCAGUAUCAGCGAGGUGUGGCCUGCAAAGGCAAUCGUAUGGCGAGCCGUGGCUGAAAAGCCUCAUGUAUCUUGAUAUUCGGGUGCGUCAUCCUCGUUCUCGACGCUAUCGAAGAGCAUCUAAAGCUUUUGCAUUCUUCUCGGAUGUCGUUUAGGCAAAAGGUUGAUCAGGUUAUCCAUAAUAAAAUCGCUGUCCCUUGAUCAGCAGAGGAUGUAUCUCUUCGCAUAGCCCUCUAUGAAUGAGUGGCUGAAGGACCAUGCCACGGAUGACUUCAACGUGAACAGUGAUGGCUCGGUGAAUUCCUCCCUGAUGGUUACCAUCGACGGAAAAACGCUACGAGUUGUUGUGGAGAUGGCGGAGCUGGGAGCAUCGUGGAAUUGCUUCGAAGAGAGGAUAGGAUAUUGAAGAGGCCGCAAAUUAUAGAGACAAUGAUCAGUAGACUGUCGCAAGCACGGAGAAGCUAUGAGGGAGCGCUUACGUUGAGAAUUGGGUAAUCUUCCGAAACCUAGGCUUCAAUUUUGGUGGAUUGUGCGGCAAUAACAGUUU
Molecule: messenger RNA, 834 nt
Organism: Trichoderma virens Gv29-8
Lineage: Eukaryota; Fungi; Ascomycota; Sordariomycetes; Hypocreales; Hypocreaceae
Exons: 5
Coding region: 523-693 (56 amino acids)
Source: RefSeq, a predicted model, not a curated record